Molecule: messenger RNA, 8769 nt
Organism: Papilio xuthus (Asian swallowtail)
Lineage: Eukaryota; Metazoa; Arthropoda; Insecta; Lepidoptera; Papilionidae
Exons: 4
Coding region: 355-7437 (2360 amino acids)
Biological process (GO): regulation of DNA-templated transcription
Cellular component (GO): nucleus
Molecular function (GO): transcription cis-regulatory region binding; DNA-binding transcription factor activity
Source: RefSeq, a predicted model, not a curated record
CUUUAAUCUUUGAUGUGUUGUGUUGUUAAUAAAAUUGAUAUAAAAAUAUUAUUAAAAUAGGUUUUAAGUGAACAUUUUGAGACAUUUUUUAUUUAAUACUAACUACAGAAGUAUUUUACCGAUGCACGAACAGCAGGCAUCGUGCCGUUUCUGACUUAGUCAGUUGUCACAGUUUCAUUAUCGUUUGUUCCACUAAAAGUUUCACUCCAAUUCGUUGCUAUUGACCUAAGUGCUAAUUGUCCAACCUUCAGAUGUUUUGCUUAGCUAACCUAUAGGCGGCAAAGUGUAUAAGCACAUCUCGAGCUUUUGCAACAAACGUUUGGUGAUUGUUGUCAAAACAGAUGAUUUGUGAAAAUGGAUAGAUUGAAUCAGUUGCGGAGCGAAGCGGGAGGCUCUGGAGACUCAUCAUUGGACACGUCUUCGGCGGCCAGUGAGGCUUAUUUAACUGCGAACGAGAAUUCUAAAUAUUAUUCAUUGUUAGAAGAUGACGCGAGCUUUACUAUGGGAAAAGAUGUCAAUUCCGAUCAAGAAGCGGUGGUCGCAGAUAAUUCGAUGAUAUCGGAUUUAUCACCGAUUUCUAAAUCGAGUGAUUUGGACAGUUACAAGAUCGGUAAACAAAUAGAGGCUGCGAAUAUUUUAUCUGGUGGUAUUAAUAUUUUCGAAGAUAAUGAAAACUCGUAUGAUGGCGAUGAACUUGUUAUCGACGACAAUGCUCUGGAGUCUGAUGAAAAAACUAAUUUGGAUGAGAAAAUUAUUGAGGAUAUUCCAUAUGGUAAGGUUGAAGAUAACUUGGCGGGAAAUAUAGAUGAUGUAGAGCCAGUGAUACCAAGUAAAGACACGGAAGUGGUCCUCCAGAUUGAUGGUAAAAAUGUCGAUGCUAUAGAUAUUGGCAAUGGCUUAUAUUUGUAUAGGAAAGAGGGUGAAGAGGAAUUAGCGGCUGUACAGAUAGUAAAUGAUGAUCAGCAACAGUCCAGCUUCAAAUUCCUGAAAGUGCGAGAGAACUCUGAAGGGAAUUUAGAAGUCUAUGAAGAAAUUGAAAUAGAAGUCCCAAAGGAAGUUCCUGUGAAGGAAGGAAAAUCAAUUGAGAAUGUAUCUCACAUCCCAAUAAAAGACAUAAACAAAGUAAUUAGUGAACCCACUAAAGUUGAUGAAAAGAAAAUCGCUAGCCCUCAAAAAGAAACACCUACAAAUGAAAUCAAUGUAGAAUUGAAUAAAGAAUCUCUGUCAGAUUCAAAGUCAGAAGUCAACUUAAAUGGAAAGAUGAUGAAGUUCAGUGAAUCUCGAAAAUCACCUGUUGUUGGUAGUUUCACACCUAUGACAUAUCAUUCUACACCUAAUAAAGAAGGUAUUCCAUUAACAAAGACUAUGGUUGAUCAGCAACUACACCCUAGCAGACAUUCAGAUAAUGUGAAGAAAACAAUAGAAGUCCACACUGAUAGCUCCAAGCAAAAGAAUUUAGAUGCACCAGUUAAAAAUUCAAAAGAAAUUUGUGAAAUAAAUGUACCAGUAAUUCCAGAUAAGGAGUCACAACAAACAUCAGAUGAAAACAAUGAUAUGAAUGAAACACUUCCAGAGAAAAGUAAUGAUGAUAAUGAAACACUUCCAGAGAAAAAUACUGAUAAUAAUGAAGCACUUCCAGCGAAAGAUAUGAUAGAAAAUCAAGAUAAAAUUGAGGAUACAGGUAAUGAGGAUACAGAAGAGAAGAUCAUUAAAACUACUUUGGAGGUUAACAAAUCCGAUACAUCAGCACCAAAAGAUGAAAUAAUAAGUGAGGAUAUUAUUAUGAAAGAACCACCAAAGAAUGUUAAUGAAUUAUCUACCCAAGAUGAAGAAGUAACAGAGCCAAGUAAUAACACUAAUAACCCAUCAAUUGUAAAGAAUAAUGUAGUUCUUGGAAACUGUGUCGACAUUAAAGAUAUUUCUGAAGACAUAGAUGAGUCAAUAGUUGAAUCUAAACAAGAAUGUGAAGUUAUGGAAAUCGACCAGACUAUUGUGAACAGCAAAAUAGAAGAAAUGCAAACAGAAGAAAGUGUAACAGUGGAGAGUAAUUCAGAAACAAAAUUAGAGAAGGAAAUGACAGGUGCUACUAUUUCAAAUAAUAGCACACUUGAGGCGACUGUGGAGCCAGUAAAAGAUGUCGAUAUUACAAUGCAAGACACUACGAUUGAAAGUGUGAAGCUAACAAAAGAUAAAUCCCAAUUACAGAAUGAAGAAAUUGAUAAAGCGACGAAAAACACUCCCCACGAGAGUAAAAACUUGAUAACAGAUGAGAUAAAAACGGAUCAAAAUGUACAACCAACAUUAGAUUUGCCAAAAACAAAUUUAAUACAACAAGAAAUAAAACCCAAUAAGAAAGAAGAUCAAGAUAAUACUAAAAUUAUUAUGGAAAAGACAAUAAAGGAAGAAGGCAACAAUCACAACAUGAUUGAGAAGAAUGUUAUAGCUCCACCACCUGUUGAUUUGAAGGAUAAAACUAAAAUACUUGAAAGUCAUGAUAAAAUUCAAUCUAAUGUAAAAAAUGAAGCUAAAAAGGAAAUUCCUAAAAUUACGAAACAUGCAGGCUCAAAAGUUGUAAACAAUAACAAUGCUGCAGUUCCAUUUGGCAAGUGGACAGAAGCUAAUAGACAAGAGUUUCUUAAUAAAAUCAAAGAAACUAAAGUUACAACUAACAGUUCUAAUACGAAGCAGAUCAAACAGCCGAACGAUUUGAACAGAAGAGAUGUACUGCAGAAAAUUGAUAGUCAAAGACAACAAACUAAUAAUGCUAUGGCGAAGGUACAAGAACAUCAAAAACUAAGCUCUAACAAAAACGAAACGGCUGUAUUUGUUAAGUCUGCUGUCAAAAAUGACGCGAAACCAAAUCAAGUCAAAGACCGUCCUGCGACAAAAACAAAACCUGUAACUAAUAAAAAAACUACAAAAGAUGAUACUUCAGGAAAUCAUCAAGCUGACUCUGCCAAUUUGAUGUCACAUUCACACGCAAAUAUGAAAGAGUUAUUACAAAGAAGGGAAAUAAACAAUCAAGCUCUAAUUGACAAAACUGUUGAGGACAUUAUAAACAGAGUCCCUCCAGCUAAAACCACAAAUAAGGAUCGAACACAAAAUAAUUCAAACAUGGAAGGAGUAGAAAAACAGAAAGGUAUGACUUUAUUUGGACCUUCAUAUCAUGCCAACAACAAUCAACCUGUAACUUUAGAUGAAAUUGAAACCAAAAUGAAUGAAUUACAUGGCAUACCUUUUGUAGAAAGACCAGCUCAUGAAUUACCACAGAAAUUUGUCGUUGAUAAUAUUUUAUCUUUGCAAAAUGAUAGUCAUAAAAACAAAACCACCAAUCAAACCAAUGUGUUAUCACAGUUCAACAACAACAAAAACAUUGUGCAACACACAAACGAAAUUGUGCAUAUAGAUUCAGACGACGAAAUAAUCGAACAUGAACCAAUAACGGGAGAUGUAAAUCUGAAAAAGAUACCUUCAGGAGAUGCAAAACAAACACGUGACUUAGAAAUGGAACUAAGUCACAAAGCGAAUGACGAAUCUAAAAAAGAAGUUAUAAUAACAGAAAAAGAUUUUGAUAAAUUUUACAGAAGAAAUUCUGUAACUUAUGAAAAUUGUCUUACCGUUAAUUUAGAUGGCAAAGAGACACAUAAUAUUGUGCAAACUGCGGUAGAGAAAGAUAUCGCUCCAAAGAAGUUGACCAGGAAUGAAGUGCUAUUGGCAGAGUCUAAGGCGAAGUCCACGCACAAACAGCAAAUGUUACAAGCGCGACACAGUAACUAUCACAGCAAAAUACCUGUUUCUAAUAAACAUCAAACAUCUGAGGAAGAAUCUCACGGAAAGAAUUAUCAAUCAAAAGUGCAAAUUGCAUAUCACACUGCAUUGACAGCUAAACGUCAAAAAGAAAGUCCAAUUACAAUAAUUGAAGAGAAACCAGUAAAGGUCGUGUUUAUGGAUUCUAAUAUUGAUUUCGUACCAAGUCAACUAAAUGUACAAGGUGAAAAGUUAUCUCCAAUCAAACAAUUUACAACAGAUUCAGAAACGUUUACCCAUAGUACAACAGAUUCCAUGGAUUCUGAUAUUUUAGACAACUUCGAUAAUAAAACGCAAGAGGAGACUAAAACUACUAAGAGUAAACAUCAGAGAAAACAGGUGUUGACUCCUGUAGAGGCGCCAGAAAUGGAAUUAAUUCAAUCCGACGAUAUAGGAAUUGAAAUAUCGCCAAAGAAAAAACGACGUGUUGAAGAUAGGCUUGACAAAAGUCCUAAAAAUCAUGUUCCGAAAAAAUCAUACCUCCUAGGACGUACUAAUGCUGAUGACAAAAACAAAUCUCCUGAGGUAGAUAAAGUUGCUUAUAAUGAUAUUAACAACCACACGAAUACGUAUGUUGCUCAUACUAAUCCAAUAAGUGCCAUUGAUAAUUUGGUUAAAGCUGCCGAAUUAUUGGAAAAUCAAGCUGAAAACAGCAGUAGUUCGAUAAAAAGUCAAGAUUCUGACACACAACAGCAAACGCCUCCAAAAAGGGGACGGGGACGUCCGAGAAAAUAUCCACUUCCUGAUGCAGACUCAGAUAAAAGUAAAGAUCCGAGUCCACAGAAGAAGCCAAGGUUAAUAGAUACCGAAAAACCUAAACCACCGAAAGAUCCGAAACCACCGGAAGAUCCGAAAUCACCGGAAGAUCCGAAAUCACCGGAAGAUACGAAAUCACCGGAAGAUCCGAAAUCACCGGAAGAUCCGAAACCACCGGAAGAUCCGAAACCACCGGGAGACCCGAAACCACCGGAAGAUCCGAAACCACCGGGAGACCCGAAACCACCGGAAGAUCCGAAACCACCGGAAGGUCCGAAACCACCGAAACGUCCGAGUCCCCCGGCAAACGAUGAAGACCCUAGCGAAGAAGAAAUCGUACUAGAAAAUUGGACAAUGGGUAAAAUUAAUCAAAAAAUAGCGUGCCCUAUUUGUAAAAAGAUUUACCGAAAUGAAAAUGUAGUUUUUAAACAUGUUAAACAUUGUACAGGUCUAUCGCCAAAUCGUUUAAACAAGUCUUACACAAGGCCAGGAGAUCCUGAAGAAUGUGUAAAUAAAUUACACGAUAUUAAAUCUGAUGACAAGGAUAUAGAAGAAAAGGAAAUUCUGACUGCGAAGAAAAGAAAUUCAAGAGACAGUGUAUCUAAAGUUUCUAAUCCAGAUGAAGACAUAAUAGAAGAAACGAUUAAUAAAGAACAAAUGGCUAAGCAACGCGAAUCAAGAAAAUCGACAUUAAAAGCCAUAAAUGUUUGUAAACCUUUUAUUAACAUAGUAUGUGAAAUUUGCGGAAAGAGUUUCCGACACUUGUCGUACUUAGCUCAUCAUAAAUUGCAACAUAAGAAUGAAGAUUCGAAGAAAAAUGAUAAUGACACGAAUGUCCCUAAGUCAGUUUUCAGUUGUGAAAUAUGUAAAAAGGAAUUCAGAAAGUUGCAUCAUUUAGUGCAACAUAGGAUUAUUCAUAAUCCUAGUUCUAUGCCGACAAGAACACUGCGGAAGAGUUCAUCUGAACAAGUCGACAAUAAAAUUGCUAAAGAGCAGAGUGCUUUAAAGCAGACGGAGGACCACAGUGCUGGGUUCCGCUGUGAGCCUUGUGACAAGUCGUUUAGAAAACUCCAUCAUCUUGUCGAACAUAGAGAGACGCACGAUGGAAUAAAUAGACAAAAAGCUAUUGAAGUAGAAACUCCGAAGGCAGUACAGACCCAUCAAUGUGACAUUUGCGAUAAAACGUUUAAGAAAAUUCAACUAUUAAAUGAACACAAGGAGCAACAUUUAGAGACGUGUUCCGAAAAAUCUGAUGAUAAAAGUGUUAAAAGCUCAUUCAGUUCUACAAAAGACAUUAUACACGAAUGUUCAUUAUGUUACAUGGUUUUUCCCAACGAGCUUUCUUUAAAUAAACAUACAGAAAAAUGUUUAAGAAAAAAGAAACAGUCAAUUGCAAAAGCUAAACAAGCCGCUUUAAAGAAAGAAUUAGAAGGAGAAAGUUUAGAUACCGAAAGUCGUCAAUCGGAAGAGUGUCUUAAUGAAACAGAUGAUUCAUUGAUUAUCGUGGAAGAUGAUGAAGAGGACAGCAUUGAGCCAAUUAAUAUCAAGCAAAAUAAACUAGACGAUGAUAGAUAUAUAAGCGUAAGCAAACUUGGAAAUUUCGAGGCUGAGAAUACUAUUAACGCUGGAUUUUUAUUGAGAAAGCAAACACACGUAAAUAUUGUUAUGCCUAUGAUACAGGAUCCGGUUAUAAAAAUAACUGAAGCAAAAGAAAAAGUACUACAACAAAUUGUAACCGAAACUGUUAUUAACAAAGAAGUAGAUGUUCCCCAACACAUACCUUCAAAGAUAAAAAAUGACGAAAAUCUUAAACCAAAAGUUAAUGAUACUUUAGUCGAUAAGAAAAAGAAUAUAAAUAAAGUCAUCCCGACUAUAACUAAACGAAAAAAGAGUUUCAAUACGCCGCCCGCUCCUCUCGCUGAGUCUGUUUUAAAGCCUUCGAUAGAAUCGAGUGAUGAAGAUGACGUAAGAUACAUGCUCAAUCCGGAUUUCCAAGAAGAAACAUCAAUGGAAGAAAAAAGCUUUAUGAAGAUCAAAACUAAAAAGCGCAAUUCUUUACAUUUCGAAAGACCCAGUUCAAGGGAUUUGUUGAAAAGAAGGAUUUCUAUGCAACUGCCGCUCAAAACGUCUCGCUUGAAAAAAACUAUAGAACAAAUGUCUGUUGCACCGACCUCAUCCACAGCGACUAAGUCAACUCCCAAAGCCAAUGAGAAGCCAACCACUGCCACUGAUUCUGAUGACAGCGACACCAAAUAUGCCUUACCCGAAACCAUCAAAGAAACCCCCACCGCUAGUGAAGUGAAGAAACCGCAGAAAAGGAAAUCGAUCGCGAGCAAACGGAAAUUAUUGAGUGGUGGUGUAGUUAAGAGAAAAUCAUUGGGAAAGCCUACUAAUAUAAAGCACAAAUUGAAACCUGAACAAGCAAAACCUAUUAGAAAACGCACAACAGAAGUGGAACACAGAUGCGAUUGUGGUAAGUUGUUCAGUAGCGCGGCGCUGCUGUCGCGCCACACCACGCUCGAUCACACGCCGCCACGCAGCCGGCGGCGUCGGUCACCUCCGCCCGAAGUCCACGCUAAUGUCGCCAAAACUACAAGAAAAACUCCCCCGAAAAAAGCUAUUGUUAAACCAACUGUGCGACCUAAAACAAUUGAAUUGAAUGAAACUAAAAAAUCAGGCGUCGCGACUAGAAACUCGACCACGAAUAAUAACGACGCUAAACCGUCGCGGGACACGCGGAAAUCUUUGAAACAGACGCCCGCUGCGAAAACGCCGAUCGUGGCGGCGCACAAGGGCGUGCCCGUUCCAGACGAAUUGAAGAAACACGUCGCCAAACAACAUUUGAAGAACAAAACAGUUUCGAUUUCGGGAUAAUUAAUGCGGAGACAUUUUUUCGAUGUAAUAAUAUAGUUUAAGGAGUAGGGGAAUCGCUAGUUAUUUAGAUGACAUCACGCGGACAAACUCACAAUACGGUAACAGAAGGACCACUUGUAUCAUAGAAAUAUAUUUACAAACGCGUCGAGUUUAUGGUGCCUACGUGAAAUUUCAAAUAUUUUUAUUGUGAGUCGAGCGAUGGUCUUGUCUACGUGUACAUUUGCGAAUUAAGAUUUAUAAUAUUAUAGUUAUAUUUUGUCAAUUUGUUUUAGAAUAAGUACGAUGUAUGAGAGUUGAUAUUUAUAUUGUUAUUUUUAGGAUUUUUUGAGUUCAUUAUCCACAGGUGCAGUGCAAUUAAAUUUGGAAAUUGCAGUUUAUGUUUACGGCUGUCCAUGAAAUGUUUAACACUCGUUCGAAAGGUUUUGAGACCAAGAGCUUUACUACGAGAAAAGGGAAGAUUUUUCAAUUAGAUUGAAGUGAAAUCUCUUAUUAUAAUACGUUAAAGUCGUUCAAAGGUUUUCUACAAGUGGUUGCGUAAUUCAUGUAGUCAAUAAGAAUUAAAUAAUGCAAAUACAAUAAGAAAUGAAGGUAAUUGUGGUGUUUUUGAAAGAAAUAUAUAUUUUGAUAUUUGAAAUGUAAUGAGAAUUGUGAUAAAUGAUCACGAAUAGUGAUCUCAUACAAAAGUUAAAUUUAUCAAAAUUUUUGCAACUACAUUGGACAGCGCGUAGACAUCGACAUCGUUGUAAACCGUGUGUUGGAAAAAGCGAAUCGAAUUGGACAUUUUUAAUACAAUAAUGAAGGUCACACAUUUUAAAAUCAGAUUUAGAGACAUAUCUAUGACUGUUUUACUGUAAGAAAGAAAUCAAAUAUAUUACAAUAAAAUAAAUGAAUUUUCAAGAGCUUAUAGACAUUGUUUUAAAUAUUAUUUUAUAAUGUGGAAUUGUAAUUUGCUGUAGUGAAUGUAAGAGCUUCCGUUUGUAUCAAUUUAUGUUUCCGUAAUGUUGGUAGUGUAUGAUUGACCAUCGUAAAAUAAGCGUUAGUUUUAUUCGACACCGGAUUUAUCUGAUCGGUGUUUGUAAUAUUAAGAUCCAACUCAAUUUUGAUGAAAUUUAUUAUAUAUUGGGAAUAAACAACAGACCAAAAAUUUCAAUUUUUGAGGCGAUAAUUUCUAGACUAACGAUACAUUUUUCUGCAAUCUCAAAUAGUAAGAAAUAGAUGAAUGUGGUGCAUAUUUAGUUUGACCGAUGUAAUUUUGAGUUUUUAGCAAACUAGGACCAAAUCGUUUAAUUCUGUUUGUAAUAGUAAUUAUAAUAAAGUUGUUUUUAAUUUUAA